Messenger RNA from Cuscuta campestris, 2321 nucleotides. The record is from the annotation of a GenBank genome assembly. NCBI's taxonomy places the organism in Eukaryota, Viridiplantae, Streptophyta, Magnoliopsida, Solanales, Convolvulaceae.
GGGCAAGGGUCGUCCUUGUUGUGUAAGGUGGCGUGGGUUCGUCGUACAAACUAUAACUAGUGGAGCUACACUCUUCCCGUCCAAGCAACGGUGAUACUCGGGAAUUUGUGCAGCUCUAACCGGAACCCCAUCGUAAAUUUCCACUGUGCUCAGCUGGGCCGUUUGAUGGAGUCAUCUUUUCUAGUGAGCUCAAUUUCUUCAACAUUUUCACCUAUUUUUUCUGCACACACGCCGAAACCCUUGUUUGCCAAAGCAGCGCGUCCGCCGUUUCUCACGUACGCCUCGCAGCACAUGAACGCGCCACCGUCCAUGGCGGCGGAAAAGGGAAAACAAAAGGAAGCUAAGCUUUGGGGUGGGCGGUUCGAGGAGAGUGUGACUGCCGCCGUUGAGAAGUUCACGGAGUCGAUUUCUUUUGACAAAGCUCUUUACAAGCAGGAUAUCAUGGGCAGCCGAGCUCAUGCGUCUAUGCUUGCAGCCCAGGGAUUGAUUAGCGAAGAUGACAGGGAUUCAAUUCUUAACGGUUUAGUUGAGAUAGAGAAGCAAAUUGAAGCAGGCAAGUUCAUCUGGAGGACUGACAGAGAGGAUGUGCACAUGAAUAUUGAAGCAGCACUUACUGAUUUAAUUGGUGAAUCUGCAAAAAAGCUUCAUACUGCUAGAAGUCGAAAUGAUCAAGUUUUAACUGACUUCCGUUUAUGGUGCCGUGAUGCUAUUGAUAGAAUCAUUUUGCGUAUCAGAGAUCUUCAGGUUGCUUUGAUCAAACUAGCCAUAAUGAACAAGGGUCUGAUCGUUCCUGGAUAUACCCAUUUGCAAAGAGCGCAACCAGUACUGCUGCAACAUCUUCUAUUAGCAUAUGUAGAGCAGCUUGAACGUGAUGCCGGCCGCUUAGUGGAUUGUAGAGGGAGGAUGAACUAUUGUCCUCUAGGAGCAUGUGCCUUAGCUGGUACUGGUCUUCCCAUUGACCGCUUCAUGACCUCUGAUGCAUUGGGAUUCACUGCACCCAUGAGGAACAGUAUUGAUGCUGUUUCAGAUCGUGAUUUUGUUAUGGAACUUCUGUCUGCAAAUUCCAUCACUGCCAUUCAUCUCUCUCGCCUUGGUGAAGAAUGGGUAUUGUGGGCUUCAGAGGAAUUCGGCUUUGUCACACCAAGUGACUCAGUUUCUACUGGGAGCAGUAUUAUGCCUCAGAAGAAGAACCCAGAUCCUAUGGAACUUGUUCGCGGCAAGUCUGCAAGAGUUGUAGGUGACCUCGUUUCUCUUCUUGUUCUGUGCAAGGGACUCCCACAGGCAUAUAACCGAGAUUUACAGGAGGACAAGGAACCUGUAUUUGAUAGUGUGCAGACCAUACUGGGAAUGCUUGAAGUGUCUGCAGAGUUUGCUCAGAAUAUUACUUUUAAUCAUGAACGCAUACAAAAGACUUUACCAGCUGGCCAUCUUGAUGCCACUACCCUAGCAGAUUACCUCGUGAAAAAGGGAAUUCCUUUCAGGACAUCACACGACAUAGUUGGGAGGGCUGUUGCAUUGUGUGUUUCUAAAAAAUGCCAGCUUCUGGAUCUUAGUCUUGAUGAGCUAAACAGCAUUAGCCCGGUGUUUGACAGGGAAGUAUAUGAGUUUCUAGGAGUUGUGAAUGCAAUUAAGAAGUUCAGUUCUUACGGCUCUACUGGUUCUGAAUGUGUUUCUAGUCAACUCGAAUACUGGAUGGCCAAACUUGAAAUUCAAUAAGGUCCAGCGGUAAAUAAACACUCCAGAAAAAUGAUGUUUCAAAUCCAAGUUUUCCCAGACCCUUUUUUUCUUGUUUUCAGAUGCUACAUUUUAUGCUAGUGUGUGUCUGUUUGGUGCAAGCUUGGAGUUGAACAUUGGGUGAAGGAUUCAUUGCUCAUACUCUAUAUAUCCUUGGCUUUUAGCGCACAGACAAUCCCAGGAUCCUAUGGGAAAAAGGAUUUUGCGAGUCAGUUGAAUUUUCACGAGCUGGGCCUCUGUUCUUUGUAAAAUUGCACUACCUAUAAUGUCAUGUUAAAUCGUUUGCUGACACACUGCCAUUUUGUAACUAGUGGUGGAUACGGGCACGGGCCGGGCUUGGGUUUGGACAUCACACUAUUAUUUGCGGAGUACAAAAGAUUGAUAUGUCCACGCUUGGCUUGGCCCGGUCCGCCCAAUAAAACGGCAUCUUAUUUUCCCCAAGCUUGUCCACUAAAAAAAGUUGGUGCUCAUAGUCUCUAUAUACUCCAUAUCAUAUGUGUGUUUUUCUGUAUUGAUGUUUAUUAUUGUAUUGCUGAUAAGAGGUCUUUUACUUCUAAGCUGCAUAAAAAUAAGCAGUAAAGUGAUUC